AUGCGACGCACGUCGGAAGAAGGUGCCCGAGUGGUCGAAGAUACGUGGUUUGCUCGGUAUCCUCGACCCAAGAAAGUAGUCACGGACAACGGUCCGGAGUUCAAACUGGAAUUCAUUGCGAUGGUGAAAAAGAAUGGUGCAGUGCAUUGCUACUCAUCCCCUCGUAAUCCACAAGACAUCCUGGCCGUGCAACGACACCGUCAAUCCUUGGUUGACAAACGUUUGCUGCGGGCCAAUGCUAAACGCAUUUCCUAUGACUACGCGGUCGAUGAUCUGGUCUACAAGCGUGCGUAUCUCGGUCUCAGUGAUAAGUUGAAGCCUAUGGCUUCUGGUCCCUACCGUGUUUCCCGCGUUCAUACCAAUGGCAAUGUAACGAUUCAGCUCAGUCCUCACCAGUUCGAGCGCCUGAACAUUCGGCGCGUGUUUCCAAAGCAUCCAGUACCUCCGGUUGCCACCGGUCCGGGUUAUUGA
Molecule: messenger RNA, 471 nt
Organism: Seminavis robusta
Lineage: Eukaryota; Bacillariophyta; Bacillariophyceae; Naviculales; Naviculaceae
Source: the annotation of a GenBank genome assembly